Messenger RNA from Talpa occidentalis (Iberian mole), 458 nucleotides. RefSeq names its product serine peptidase inhibitor Kazal type 4 (gene SPINK4). The coding region runs from base 93 to 350 and encodes 85 amino acids. The transcript has 4 exons. NCBI's taxonomy places the organism in Eukaryota, Metazoa, Chordata, Mammalia, Eulipotyphla, Talpidae. The record is from RefSeq and is a predicted model, not a curated record. Gene Ontology annotation, molecular function: protein binding; serine-type endopeptidase inhibitor activity.
GAUAAGAGCAGGGAUCAGCUCUAUAAACAGGACCCUAUCCUUUCCUGUAUUCAGGCCCCAACUAGAUCAGGCCACAUCAACCCAGGAUCAGCAUGGCCGUCCGCCUAUGGGUGGUCACUCUGGCCUUGGCUGCCCUCCUCAUUGUGGAGAGAGAAGUGUCAGUAUCAGGAAAGUUUGUUUUCUCCAGAAUGCCCGCCUGUGAGCAUAUGACAGAAUCUCCGAAUUGUCCUAAGACAUACAGCCUGGUCUGUGGCACUGACGGGGUCACCUAUGAUAGUGAAUGCCACCUCUGCUUGGCCCGCAUGAAAACCAAACAGGACAUCCAGAUCAUAAAGGAUGGCAAGUGCUGAGCCUACAGACCUGUAAGCCAGAAGCUUCAGGAUGGAGAGCAAUGGUAGAAGCAGAGAUGUGAUAUGAAAUAAAAGAGCUAGCCCAAUGCAGCCAAGUGGGCUGUAGUC